CUUACAAUCUUUACCAAUUAUUUAAAUUUAUUAAACACUGGAUCCACAAUUUCAGAAUUGCAACGUUUAGACCUCGAGGAACGCUUUAGUAGAUUCAAUGUUAUGUACACUGAAUUCGAUGCAUUGCAGAGCGAGAUCGAGAUGCUCGAGGAGGACCCCGAGGACCUGCUCGAGGAGCGCGAGGACUUCGAGCGCCAGUACUUCAGCCAGGUGGCCCUCGCACGCUCUCUGCUUGGGGUUUCUUCCAAAGCAUUGGUGAACGUCUUGAACACUUCGGGCGAGAAGUACACUGCCCGGCUACUACUGGACAACGUGAAGGCUGUACAUUUGGAGCUUGUUACGGACCUCACCACCGAAGCUUACAUGGCUGCUCUGAAUCGGUUCGUGGCGCGGCGAGGCAAGCCUCAAAGCAUCACGUCCGAUAAUGGCACUAACUUUGUCGGUGCAUCGAAUGAUCUUCAAAGGUUCCUUUCGAACCAAGACGAAAUGGUUGGCAUCCACAGGCGAGGUCAAGCCUGGACAGCUGGUGCUCAUCAAGGAGAAGACCCCGCCACUGCUCUGGUCACUAGGGCGGGUCGUGAAGACCUAUCCAGGCGUGGAUGGCAUCACCAGGGUGGCCGAGUUGAAGACCAAGAGGGGGACCAUACGUCGAGCCUUCAACUGCAUCUGCCCGCUUCCACUUCAUUGAAGAAGAUGACUCUUCAACCCGGGGAGUAUGUUGGCGCUUCUCGAGUCCUCGGGCUUCAUCGAGAUCGAUCGGCCAUCAUCGGCUCCGCGCGAGGCGCCGGCACACUCCGUACGUGCCCGACGCCCACUCAGCCUCACGACCGUCACCGGUGUCAGACGCGGACCUCCCACGUAGGCGCGAACUAG
Molecule: messenger RNA, 873 nt
Organism: Ostrinia nubilalis (European corn borer)
Lineage: Eukaryota; Metazoa; Arthropoda; Insecta; Lepidoptera; Crambidae
Exons: 4
Coding region: 103-873 (256 amino acids)
Molecular function (GO): nucleic acid binding
Source: RefSeq, a predicted model, not a curated record